AUUUAAAAUGUGAAAAAUGGUUAUUGUAUUUAAAUAUAUUAAACUACUAAAAUGCUCACUUUAACUUUUGUAGUUCAUUCUUCGUAAAUACUUGACAAUUAAAUAACCGUGUCUGUAUUUUAUACCUACCUAGUCAAAAUACAAUUUUUUUGUUAUAUUAAAACAUACCUACAUAUUUUUUGAAAAUAAACUGCCAAUUCUAUCAAACAUACCAUAGAUAUUUCCACAAUGACCUCGCAUAUAAAUAUGAUGAAUAAAUGCAAAACUCUAUUACCGAUUUUAUCGCACAAUCUUCAUAAAGGACAAUCAGGAAGGAUUGGUGUUAUUGGAGGUUGCGAAGAAUACACAGGAGCUCCCUACUAUGCAGCCAUUAGUGCGUUACGUACAGGAGCUGAUCUUGUGUAUGUGUUUUGUUUCAAAUCUGCUGCUCCAGUCAUAAAGUCAUACUCACCAGAACUUAUUGUGUUGCCAUAUUUAGACAGUCCGGAUUGUAUUGACCGUUUAAAGCCCUGGUUAGAAAAACUUCACUCUCUGGUUGUUGGACCAGGACUUGGUACUAGCCCUAUUGCUCAAGAUGCUGUUAGACGCAUUUUUGAACACAUCAGUAGAGAAUCAAAUUUUAACAAUAAAAGAAUGCCAAUAAUAGCUGAUGCAGAUUCUCUUAAUGUAAUUGAACCAGAAACAUUCCGAUUUUAUAAUGGUUGUAUUUAUCUAACACCAAAUGUUCACGAAUUAACUAAAUUAUCUAGUAGACUGAUUGGGCGCCAAACCUAUGAACCAACAGUGACUGAUGUUCAGGCUCUUAUGAACAAAUUAGGAGGUAAUUACGUUAUAGUACUAAAAGGAGCUGAAGAUGUAAUAGCAAACAUAAGGGGGACUUUAGUGUGUACUGAACCUGGUUCAGCUAGACGAUGUGGAGGCCAAGGAGAUAUAUUAGCCGGAAGUAUGGGCACUUUUGCUUAUUGGGCUUCCAAGCAAACUCACUAUUGUGAUGAAUUAGAUCCAGAAGUUCUCGCUGCUUAUGCAGCAAGUGCACUUACUAGGCAUACAAAUAAAAUAGCAUUUAAAGCAAAGGGUCGAAAUAUGAUUACAACAGAUAUUGUUGAAUUGUUACCUAAUGCUUUUCAAACUUUAUUUGGCAACUGAAAAAAAUAUGUGUUUAUUUAUGUAUUAUUUUCUUUUCAUAUUACAUCAAUUGUUAUAUUAUACAAUAAUUUUAAACGUUAUAUUUUAUUAUUGUUAUUCCUUAGCAGUACCUAAUGUAAAUCAGUUUAAAUUAUUUUUAAAGGAAUUGGUUAAUAAUCAAUAAUCACUUAAUAAUUUGUUAGUAUCAUAUUUAAAUAUUUAAUACACAUACAUUAUAUAUUAUUGAUAAAUCGGUGCUGUAUAAUAUGUAUGAUUUAUAUUGAAUAAAUUAAAUAUUAUCAUUGUUAUUCACAAAAUGCAGUCUUGAAACAUCUAAUUUUGAUGAAUUUAAGUAUAUAAAAAUAAAAUAUAGAAAGUUUAUUCGUA
Messenger RNA from Metopolophium dirhodum (rose-grain aphid), 1512 nucleotides. RefSeq names its product ATP-dependent (S)-NAD(P)H-hydrate dehydratase (gene Naxd). Gene Ontology annotation, biological process: metabolite repair. The coding region runs from base 229 to 1146 and encodes 305 amino acids. The transcript has 2 exons. Gene Ontology annotation, molecular function: ATP-dependent NAD(P)H-hydrate dehydratase activity. Lineage: Eukaryota; Metazoa; Arthropoda; Insecta; Hemiptera; Aphididae. The record is from RefSeq and is a predicted model, not a curated record.